UUACUCUUUGCAUCAAGAAUAACAUAUAGCAACGUAAAAGGAUAUAUGGCGUUACUACUAAGAUUGGCGUUGGUGUCCUUGGUGACUCUAGGUCUAAUAAAGGUAUCAGUUUCUGCUUCAACACCAACCGAGGAGCUGGUUACAUUUGUUUUUGGUGAUUCCUUGACUGAAGUUGGCAAUAACAACUACUUGCAAUAUUCUCUUGCCAAAUCCAACUAUCCUUGGUAUGGUAUUGAUUACAAGGGUGGGCAAGCAACUGGAAGGUUCACUAAUGGAAGAACCAUUGGUGAUAUUAUAUCUGAGAAACUCGGAAUACAAUCACCACCACCAUAUCUUUCACUUUCUCCAAACGAUGAUAAAUUGCUCAAAGGAGUGAAUUAUGCAUCUGGAGGAGCUGGAAUUCUCAAUGACACUGGCCUGUACUUCAUACAAAGAUUGUCAUUUGAUGAUCAAAUUAACUACUUUGGGAACACAACGUUAGCUAUCAAAGCAAAGGUAGGAGAAGCAGCUGCAAACAAACUCUUAAAAGGAGCAGUGUACUUUGUCGGAAUAGGCAGCAAUGAUUACGUCAACAACUAUUUGCAACCGUUCAUGGCAGCAGGACAGCAGUAUUCCCACGAUGAGUUUGUGGAGCUCUUAAUCACAACGUUAGGCCAACAGCUCACGAAACUCCAUGAGCUGGGCGCUCGCAGGGUAAUCUUCCAUGGUCUAGGCCCUCUUGGCUGCAUCCCAUCACAGAGGGUGAAAUCACGGAGAGGGGUAUGCCUUAACCAAGUGAACCGAUGGGCACAACAGUUCAACACUCAAGUUUCAAAGUUAGUCUUAAAUUUGAACAAACACCUCAAAGACGCACAAUUUGGAUUUGCUGAUACUUACCCAGAUGUUCUUGAUAUCAUCACAACCCCACAAGCAUACGGUUUCAAGGUAUCAAAUACAUCCUGCUGUAAUGUGGAUACAGCAAUAGGGGGACUAUGUUUGUCGAAUUCCAAAGUGUGCAAAAACAGGAAGGAUUAUGUGUUCUGGGAUGCCUUCCAUCCAUCAGACGCUGCUAACGCUGUACUUGCUAAUAAACUCUUCAUAACUCUAUUUCCUAACAUUGCCACAAAGCAUUCUACAAGGAAGACACUACGACAUCCAUGAAAAGACCCUUAGCAGUUACGGAGUAGAUCAUUGUUCAACUCAACAACAUUAAAAACCAAUAUUGUACUCAAUUUUCAGGUCAAGCAUUGACCAUGUAAUAUUGCUUAGCCCUAUUACACUCCACUUAUCAAUCAGUCCACGAAUUAAUAGGCACCAUUCAGUGAGAUUAGACAUUCAGAAUUCUAAUAAUAGAAACUAUUCUAAUUAAUUGCAAAUCAUUCAAAGGCAUGAUCAAAUAACAUGCUAAAAUUAGA
Molecule: messenger RNA, 1394 nt
Organism: Spinacia oleracea (spinach)
Lineage: Eukaryota; Viridiplantae; Streptophyta; Magnoliopsida; Caryophyllales; Amaranthaceae
Product: GDSL esterase/lipase At5g37690
Exons: 6
Coding region: 46-1140 (364 amino acids)
Molecular function (GO): hydrolase activity, acting on ester bonds
Source: RefSeq, a predicted model, not a curated record